Molecule: messenger RNA, 1023 nt
Organism: Symbiodinium natans
Lineage: Eukaryota; Dinophyceae; Suessiales; Symbiodiniaceae
Source: the annotation of a GenBank genome assembly
AUGUCGGAUGUCAUCACGUUCCUGACUGGGGCAUCUCUGCAGAUUGAAGCCGUGGCCGUUGUGAACACCAUGGCGGAGUCGCACUCGCUCCCGGGCACUCGCAGCGACACUUCGAUCUACUACUCCGCCACCUACCCCACUGCGCCCGCGAACCUGGCAAUGGCGGCUUCGACGUUGAUCUCCGUGACCCUUUCCUGGGACCCGCCCAGUGACACGGGUGGCAUGCCUGUUCUGGGCUACAAGGUGCUCAUGGACGACGCCUUGGGAGGGCCGAUGGUAGAGGAGUAUUCUGGCACAGCGCUGACUUUCCAGAAGGUCGGCCUGGCCACCGGCUACACCUACAGGGCAGAGGUUCUGGCAUUCACGGCGAAGGGCGAGGGUACCGCGGCUGUCCUGGACGUGGCUCCCUGCAAUGAACCAGGUGCCGUGGGCAACCUCCGCGUUCUGCAGCGGUCAGGCACGCUGGUGCAACUCGGCUGGGAUCCGCCCACUGAAACUGGAGCCUGCCCCAUCCUGGGCUACAUUAUCCUGGCCGGCACUUCCGUGCCAACCAUGGUGAAGGUGGGCAGUACCACUUCGGUGCUGUCGACGACCUUCAACUAUGUGCCCGCGACCUCAGACAUGGCCCUGGUCUUCCGGGUCCUGGCCGACAACUUCAAGACCCAAGUCUCCACCUCCUUCACCGGAGCCGGCUCUGACAUCUCCGUGAUCGCAGCUGCAGCUCCGGCGGCUCCCACGAAUCUGGCGCGCACGGGCGGCUCGCACAGCACCGUGGCCCUGUCUUGGACGGCUCCCACCGAUGAUGGAGGGUCUCCAAUCACCAAGUACUAUGUGAUGAGGAAUGAUGGGUGGGGUCCUCGGACACUCAUGUUUGCGAUCCUUGCAGUAGCGCUUUUGCACCAUGCCCCGCUGUCCCUUUCGGACUUUGCAGACUUAGCCGGCCAAGACGCAUGCAGCUGCACACAGCAAGUGCGUGCUUUGCUUUGGUGCUUGGCGCUUGCGGCUCCACAGCUGUCAGACUAG